GCACCCUACCCCAUCCCACCCCUCUUUGCCCCUCCCGGGCCCCUGCCCUUUGCUCCUGGUCCAUCUUUCCUGGCCCUCCCUCUGUGCUCCUUCCCUUCUUUUUUUUUCCACCCACUCCUUCAAGAUCUCCCGAUGGCCAAAAACAUCCGUGCGAAGGUGGCCAAGCGCUUUGGCGCGGCUCCCGCUGCCGCCGCCUCCACCCCCGCUCCUCUGCCUCGGCUUGCUGCCUCUCGGCCGACCAGCGCUGCCGCCCGGCCAGCACGCCGGACUGGCGGUCUCAAGGCGGCCUCCCGGCCACGCUUGGGCCUGGCCGGCAAGAGUCUGCCCGCCUGGGGGGGCCCCGGUCUGGAUGCCUCCGACUCCGACUCCGACUCUGACUCCGACCAGGAGGGCGUCCCCAUGCAGGAGCAGAUGCCCGUUUGGGGAGGCGGCAUGACGCUGGUCACGCAUCAGGCACCGGCUCCCGAGGACAGUGCGGCUGGCGCGGGCGCCGGUACCGGGAAUGGUACCGCCGUCGCGCGUGACGGCCGCCUGCGCAUGGACUUUGUUAUGCGGGCCGCCCGGUCGGAGAAGGCCGCCCGCAAGGCGGCAAGCAUGCAGCGCGCCCAGCCGGGGGUCAUCUCGACCGAUCUGCUGGCGGCCGCGGCCGUUUCCGGCACGGGGGUCCAUGUGCCCAAGGCCGCUGUCGAUACUCGGGCUUUGGCCCUCGGCAAGGCCUUCCACCUGGCCAAGCAGACCGGCGAGGUGGCGGGCGCGCAUUUGCGCGUUGAUUCGGCAGCCGGGCGCGUGGCCGGCGGCAAGGCGCCCACGGCCUCCGGUGCACCUUCCCCUUCUGCCCCGGCCGCCGGGGAAGCGCCAGCUGCUUCGACCGGUCCCCGGCACCUCUCUUCCAGCAAGGCCUCCCGGCGCAAGGCCCGCGCGGCCGCCUGGUCUGACCAUUUGGAGAAGUCGCAGAAGCUUUUCGAGGCCGAGAAGAAGGCCAAGUCCGCGGCCAAGGCCACCUCUGGUCGGACCGGACUCACGCGGGGCCUCGGUCGAGAGCUGCAGUCCAGCCUGAAAGAGGCCAUGGUUUCCUCGGAAGAUCCGGCCCGGCCCACGGCCGGGGCAUCCAAGGCCCCGAAGGCCGGCAAGGCGUCGGCCGCGCGCGGUGGCCAGGCCCCCGCCUCCGGGCCUGUCAGCCAGACCAAUCGUGUUACCAGUCGCGGAGGUCGGCGGAAUGUCGCCCAGCAGGAGCUGGCCCACUUCCGCGCCGUUUUGGCACACUCCGCCUUCAAGGCCCCGGCGCCGGCUGCUCCGGGGACCAGCGCUGCCAGUGCCUCCUCCACCGUCCCCGGUGUUGGGACUCCGAACCUGAGCAAUGCCUUUGAAGCCAUUCAGAUGCACCUGUCGACGCUCAUCCAGCAGGAGAAGCUCUGAUCCGGUGUGGCUGCAUGGCAUGCGCAUGCUGUGUGUCCGCCCUGCCCCUCCCUCUUGCAUGCAUGGCAAACGAAGGGACCGGUGUAGGAGACCGAACACCCAGCCCAUCGCACGAGGGAUGGCCGCUUCCAAGGGCGUGUAUCCUUCCCCCUCCCCCCCCCUCCCCCCGAUGGAUGUUGCCUCGAGUUGCAGGAGGGAAAAAACAAAACCAAUAGACCC
Fonticula alba is the source of this 1635-nucleotide messenger RNA. RefSeq lists its product as hypothetical. The coding region runs from base 133 to 1416 and encodes 427 amino acids. The transcript is spliced from 3 exons. Lineage: Eukaryota; Rotosphaerida; Fonticulaceae. The record is from RefSeq and is a predicted model, not a curated record.